AGAGCAGAGCUGGGGAGGGGGGUUAGGGAGGAGGAGCCGGUGGAUUGAGCCACCUCCCUCUCUCUCAGAUCCCUAUUGUUACCUCGGACUGAGUGAGGGAGAGAAGCUUCCAGCAAACAGUGGGUGUAACGCGAGAGCUGCUAAUUGAGAUUUCUAAUGCUGCUGACCCCUCCAGGGCAUAGGCUGUGGCAAUAGUGACUGAGCCAGUGUGCAGAGAGAGAGAGCAGAGGGAACAGGCUCUGAGCGCUGUGGGGUCCUGCUCCUAGCUCCUGUCUGGCAAUAACAUUCCCAGUACCAGGAGAGCACGGCGUUGUGUUGAACAGAUAGACUUACAAACUUUCCCCUCGGUGAUCUGAGUGUGUAGCCAGCCCGCUUCCCGCCGAGGACUUGUUUACUUUGGAGUUUUAACUCAGUGGCACUUUUGUUACAGCCAGAGGAUGAAAGCCGAAGGCUGUAAGGGAGAUACCAGCAGGUAACAUCGAGCCGUGCUUGUGCCAAAGGUACACAACCUUGUAACAGUUACAGUUCCCAGGAUAGCCAGAGGAGUGAACUUUCCUGGGGAGCAAGCAGUUGGUAUUGGACAGAAGGAAACGUUCCUGGAGACAGGGAUUGAGAGCGAAUCCUUGAAGUUAAGCCUAAAACCUUAGUCGUGAGUCUGUGCCCAUCUUCCUGCCCUCUCCCUGCCUAACGGUGGCACCAGCAUCCCCCUGCUGCAGACGACCCCUUUUGGAUGUGUUUGACUCGGACUGGCUGUUGUACUUCGCUUGAAGGAUCCCUAGAAGACACUUUCUUGUCAGUGUGUUCUGUGAGGAAGGAUAUCUGGGAUUGCCUCAGUCCCUUUCCCGUCACACACACACCUUGAUGGACUGAGACAUUGCAUGGACCAGCCUGAGGUAUUGCUACGGCAGUUAUUAAACUUUCCUCGGGUGUGCUGAAGUUUCUCGGAAAGACAUCCAGCAGUUGGAGAACUGGUGCACUGAACUCUGCCAAUAAGAGAAAGGAACAACUGAGAUAAGAAGAAUUGGAGAGCCCUCCAUCCCCCAACAUCACCAAUGAGUGCCCUGAGCAGCUGAGGGACAAAGAUUGGAAACUUUAAAAUUUCUUUAAGUUUUGCUCAAAGGAAGAGGAAUGAGCCACGCGUUGUAUAAACUGUGUCUCUGCUUGUUCAUCCUCAUUGCUUUCACUGUGUUGAGAUCCACUGAAUCAAAAUUGGAAGAGAAGACCAUUCAACCAGUGUUGUUUGCCAGUGAACCUGCAGAAGCUCAGGAUCAUAUCCUCCUGAAUGUUGGCGAUGGACUCAAGUUAACAUGUGACACCAAUCGAUCGGUGAAUGUCAACUGGUACAAAGAAGACAAGCAACUUCUGUCAGAUGACAGAGUGCAUGUAGCCCGGAAGGUUCUGGAAAUUGUUGAGAUGACAUAUGAUGAUUCGGGCCUAUACCUUUGUGUGCUACGUGGAACAGGCGAGAUUCUAAGGAAUUUCACAGUGACCAUAGCAGACUCACUGUCCUCUGGUGAUGAUGAUGAAGAUGGUGGAUCUGAAGAUUCAGCUACAGAAUCCAAUGAUGGACAAGCUUAUGCUCAGAAAGGAGCACCGUACUGGACACACUUUGAGCGUAUGGAGAAGCACCUACAUGUGGUUCCAGCUGCAAACACAGUGAAAUUUCGCUGCCCAGCUGCUGGAAAUCCUAUUCCAACCAUACGUUGGCUGAAGAAUGGCCGGGAGUUCAGGGGUGAACAGAGAAUUGGAGGCAUUAAGCUACGGCAUCAGCGUUGGAGCCUGGUGAUGGAAAGUGUUGUGCCAUCUGACCGUGGUAACUAUACCUGUGUGGUGGAGAACAAAUAUGGCAACAUCAAUCACAGUUAUCAGCUGGAGGUUUUAGAGAGGUCUCCUCAUCGGCCUAUCCUGCAGGUCGGCCUGCCAGCUAACAAAUCUGUGGUGGUGGGAAGCAACGUAGAGUUUCACUGUAGAGUUUUCAGUGAUGCCCAGCCUCACAUCCAAUGGCUGAAACACGUGGAGGUGAAUGGCAGCAAAUAUGGACCAGAUGAGGUCCCCUAUGUCCAAGUUUUAAAGACUGCUGAUAUCAACAGCACGGAAAUUGAAGUCCUCUACUUGCAUAAUGUCACAUUUGAGGAUGCAGGAAAGUACACCUGCUUGGCAGGAAAUUCCAUCGGGAUCUCUUACCACUCAGCAUGGCUGACAGUUUUACCAGAAGAGGAACCCCUGAAAACAGCUGACUUCUCAGGGGCCAAAUAUACUGAUAUCUUGAUUUAUGCUGCCACCUCUCUGGCCAUCAUCUUGUCCGUGGUCAUUGUUAUAUUGUGCAGGAUGCAGGCAAGGUCCGCCAAGAGAGCUUUUGAUCCACUCCCUGUGCAGAAACUCUCCAAGUUCCCUUUCAAAAGACAGUUUUCUCGAGAAUCAAACUCCUCCAUGAAAUCAAACGCUUCCCUGGUGAGGGUGGCAAGGCUAUCUUCCAGUGGCACACUCAUGUUGGCAGGUGUUGUGGAGUUUGAACUACCAAUGGAUCCAAAAUGGGAAUUCCAAAGAGAUAAACUAGUAUUGGGGAAACCCCUUGGAGAGGGUUGCUUUGGACAGGUGGUUAAAGCAGAAGCUUAUGGGAUCGAUAAGGACCAUCCGGAUAAAGCCGUGACAGUGGCAGUGAAAUCACUGAAAGAUGAUGCUACAGAAAAAGACCUUGCAGAUCUUAUCUCAGAAAUGGAGAUGAUGAAGAUGAUGGAUAAGCAUAAAAAUAUCAUUAACUUGUUGGGUGCCUGCACUCAAGAUGGUCUGCUGUAUGUAAUAGUGGAGUAUGCAGCGAAAGGCAAUUUACGGGAAUACCUCAGGGCCAGGCGGCCACCUGGUAUGGAUUACAACUUUCACAUCACAAAGGUGCCUGAGGAACAGCUAACCUUUAAAGACCUGGUGUCUAGUGCCUACCAAGUGGCACGGGGCAUGGAAUAUUUGGCAUCUAAAAAGUGUAUCCAUCGUGACUUGGCAGCCAGGAAUGUGUUGGUAACUGAAGACAAUGUAAUGAAAAUUGCUGAUUUUGGUCUGGCGCGAGGAGUGAACAACAUUGAUUACUACAAGAAAACCACCAAUGGUCGCUUGCCAGUAAAGUGGAUGGCGCCAGAGGCCUUGUUCGACAGAGUGUACACACACCAGAGUGAUGUGUGGUCAUUUGGGGUCUUAAUGUGGGAGAUCUUCACACUUGGUGGCUCUCCCUAUCCAGGGAUCCCUGUUGAAGAGCUCUUCAAACUUCUCAAAGAGGGUCAUCGAAUGGACAAACCAUCGAACUGUACACAUGAGCUAUAUUUGCUGAUGAGGGAAUGCUGGCACGCAGUAUCUUCUCAGAGACCAACAUUCAAACAGCUUGUGGCAGAACUCGACAAGGUCUUGUCUUCAAUAUCAGACGAGUAUUUGGACCUCUCCACUCCUUUUGAGCAAUAUUCUCCCUUGUGUGAAGACAGUAAUAGCACAUGCUCGUCCAAUGACUCCGUCUUUGUUCAUGACCCUAUGUCAGAAGACCCUUGCUUACUGAAUUACCAUGACCGUAAUACUCGAAUCAGGACUUGAGAAAGAUGUCAGCCUGGAGCUCCCGGCUCAAUCUGGAUCAUUUCCCCCGUAAUUAACUCUUAUGGUACUUUGGGAAUAGUUCAAAACUGGAUGGAAAGUUAAUUUUUUAAGAUGUGCUUCUUCCUGAAAGACAUGAAGUUUCCUUUUGAAGAAGAACAUUCUCUCUCACAUAGCACGACUGGGUCAAAAUUUAAUUAAUUUUAAAUAAUCCUGAUUUAUCCAAAUUCUCACCAUUUGAAAUUGAUCAUUUUUACAAUGAAAACCAUAUUUGAAUGGAGAAAAGCUCUGUGUAUUCAGGUAUGGAGCAGUAGCAGAACUCUACAAAUGGAGCUCUGUGGUUUACGUUGGAUGGUGCUACUGAUUUUGAGCUUUGCUUCAAGAUACUGUCAAAGGAUUUGCUGCACCUAGACAUGAUGGCCUUUGGCAGUGAAGAAGCAUUAACCUUAGCUACACCAGAGAACUUAUCUGGAAUAGAAAUACACCAAGACUAGAAGAAUCUGAAAAGCAAGUUUUGUCCACUGGCAAAGCAUCAAAAAGCGAAGGAAGUAUAUUUACCAUACAGAAAUCUUGCCACGUAUUUAGUUGUGAUUCAUUGCAAACUUCAAUGAUAGGAAUAAAUCAAGUGAAAGCAUGUAAGCAUGAAAUUUCUGGACUAACGUUCCCAAUAAAAGUAUCAACUGUACCUUCUUCAGUGACAAUAAGAUUAGAUGCACUGCUGAGUUUACCCGAUACCAGUGAGAUGGUAUUACAUCCAGCCUGGCUCCUUUCCUGGAACAUAGUGCUCUGAAGAUCCAGUGACUGAACUCAUCAUAAAAUGUCCUUGAAAAUAAUAUGUCUAGUUCAAAUGUAUUUAAUUUUUAAAAAUAUUUGAAAAAGAUAAUAGAUUUGAAGCUCCUGACACAACUGGUGGGCAUAAUACAUUGCCAUUUAUCCAAUUGCUUGUUUCUAUAAACACAGUGACUAGUCUUGCAAGAGCUAUUACCGUAGCAACCCUCAUUUAUAAAGAAUUUAAUUUUUUUUUCUGUGUGAAUAGAACAGCCUGGGAACAGCUGGUCCAGCUGUUUGUAACACCAUUUAUCCAGAUAAUCAUCAGCUUACUGUUUUAAGCCUUGCAGUAAGCUGCAAAAUAGAAAAAUAUUUGUAUCUGAAUUUUUUUCUUUAAGUAGCAUGUCCAAAUUUAUUGGCAGUCAUACUUCCUUUUCUGGUUAUUAGAUUCAAUAUUUUUGUGGUCUAGAAUUAUUUACAGUAACUACUGGAGACAUCUGUGGAAAAGAACAUUCAUAUUUUGUGUUUUUUUUACUUAUGAGUAAGACUCCCUUUUUUUGUUAUUUGCUCAAUUCCCUGGACUUUUAUCCCAUACACAAAGUGUUGCUGAGAAGCAAGAGAACAACCAGCUCCAAGCCCAUGAAAGUAGCUUUCAUUCAAUUUUUAGCUUAUACCUGCGACAGGAACUUUGUGUCACACACUGUGACAGCUUUGCUUGGCAAUUCAGGGAAAGGAGUGGUGGGGCAGGAAAAAGGGAAAUUGCAGUAAUGAAUCCACAUCCCACUGGUUCAAGAUCUGGGAGACUGGGGUCAGUGCUCAAGUAUGCUUGAGCUGUGAAGUUUUGUUUCCUCAGAAUUCUUGAAGCCUGUCAGAUGCAGGCAUGUUGAUAGCUGGCUUGUAUCAGGGAUAUUGUUUCUUCAGGAAUUAUUAAUGAUGAUGGCAGCGACUGUUGUUAAGUUAAAAUCACAGGCAAAAUGCUUCUGUUAGGAUUCUAAGUUGCUGCUGUUUGUUUUAGUCAGUUAUUGAUGUGCCAAAACUCAGUGGCUGAUGAAAUGUUAGCUGUGCUGCAGUAUUUGUAAAUAGGGUGCCCUCUGAUCAGAUAAGAAAGAGAUUUUUACAUUGAGUAGAAAUAUGACCAAUAGAACCACCCUCGAAGUCUGAAUUGUCCUGCCCUUCUUUGAAAUCACAUUUCUUGUAAAUAAGAUUGAGUUGAAUGUAGCUGUACAGUGUGUCUUAUAUCGGCAUGUUUAUUGCCAAAUCGUUGCCUUUUUUAUAAAUUAUUUUUGCCUAAACUGGUACUACAAUGAAGGUGCCUUGUGUCAACAAUACAACUGAAUAGUUCUGGGAUAUACUGUUGGCAUGGUAGGGGUUUACAGGAAUUGUGCAUUUUAUUGUGCACAAUGUUACCAAUGGAUACAAGAGGCUGAACAGGAAACAGAAAACUUCUCCUCUCUGUCCAAUAUGUUGCUGGAGGUUUUCCUGCAUGGUGGAAGUCCUCAGCACCAACAACACUUUGUAAAAAUGAAUGUUGCUUCUUUCCUCUCCAUCCCUCUUGUUUGUUCUUCAUGUUGAGUAAUCUGUGUGCUUCAGACCACACUGUGAUACAGCAGUUCAGGUAAAAUGGCAAAAAGCUCGGACCAUACUUACAGCUAAGUCUGGGAUAAAACAAUAUCUGGAAGGUCAGACAGCAGUUUUGUACAUGUUCUUCCUUGAGCAGGCAGGUCUGUAGUCCUCACAGAGGAAGUAACACUGCCAGCAUGGAUGUUCUACCCUAACUAGUGGGGCUGUGGGUCAGCUUAGCAUGGGCAGUCAUUGAGAAUUAAACUAAUAGAGGCAAUCACUGUCUAGGGUCUAGUAUAUUACUCUCAAGUUAGACCAUGACCCUCACUAACAUUUACCAAUAAAAGUCCAUCGCUAACACUGGCUGUACAAAGAAGAACAGUUGAAUUCAUUUACCAUGAUUUAUAAAAAUUAAUUCAUUAAAAUCACAUUUUGACCGCACAUUUGUUUUUCAAUUUAUUUUUCCUUGCUAAUUUACUCCUCCCCAUUAGCCCACAAUCUUGAAAUUGGCUGAGCUACUGAAAAGAACUUGCCACAUUGCCACAUCAUUCAACAUGUUCAUGCUAAUCUUCUACAUCAGCUCCACUUUCCUAUCCUAUCCUAUCCCCACAGGCAAACCCGCAGAACCAAUAUAAACUGGGGAUUGAAGCUGAUCUCACUGAGUCAUUUUGCUGGUAACAGGACAUUCAUAAUUUUAAUGUCUGAAAUUGAGAUUUUUUUUCCCUUCUUCCCAAAGAACAGUUCAGGUUAAAGGUAAAGGUGAGAGAGGGGGGUGAUCUUUUAAAGUACUGAAUGAUAUUAGUUUACUUGCUGUGAAGUAUUUUAUACCUCCUCCAAUCUAGGCUCUCUGUCUGGUUCAAAGUUUAAAUGGAUGAAUGAGCAACGCCCAUGAAAAACAUCUUUUGGAAGGAUUUUCACAUGAGUUUCAUGUGGAAAUUCCAGUGACAUUAAUCUAGAAACUGGGGACCUUCACAUUUGACAAUCCACUGGGUUUCCCCACACCUCCGUUCAGUACAGCACAUACUUAGAGACUGAGCAUUUUGUGCCACUGUGCGCUGCUCUUGUUGAGGCUGGUGCUAGUGAACUGCUGUGCCUUGGUCUUACUGAGGCUGGUGCUGGUCAAUUAUUGAGUCGCUUUCUUAAGCAUACAUGUGAAAAUGCCAACAACAUCCUGGAAAUUAUGACAAGGGAAAGUGGGAGGAAAGAAUCAGCAAUUCAAGAAACAAUAUCUUUAAUGAGCCUAUAUUUUUGUACUACCUUGAAUGAAAUUGCAGGCUGAUAAUUAAAAUAACAAUCCGUAUAUUAGAUUAAUUUUAUCAUUAAUAUUGUUUAAAUAUUAAUCAACUAUAUUGUAUGUGAUUUGUACACAAGAAUACUUUGUUUUCUGAGAGUCCGAACAUUUUUAAAAGCAUACAGCAGGGUUUUACGACUUGUCUGGGUGAUGGUCUACACAUACUUGGUGAAGAACAAUUAAGAACCACUGAAAUUGUGAAUUCUGGUAUCAAAUUGCAAAUGUAUGUAAGACCUGAUGUAUCUAAUAACUAUAUACAGUAACCAAUGUAUUUCUUAAGCAUAGCACAAUCCCCUCACUCAUCCAGUAGGCAACUGUCUAAUGGUAUUAUCACUAGACUAUUAAUCCAGAGACCCAGUUAAUGUCCUGGGAACCUGGGUUCAAAUUCUACAAAAGCAGAUCGUGGAAUUUGAAUUUGAUAAAAAUCUGGAAUCAAGGGUCUAAUAAUGACCAUGAAUCUGUUGUCAGUUGUCAGAAAGAACAGUGCACUAAUUGUUCACUAAUGUUCUUUAGGCCUGCAUGUGACUCCGGACCCACAGUAAUAUGGUUAACUCUUAAUGCCCUCUAGGCAACUAUAGAUGGACAAUAAAUGCUGGUCUGGCCAGCGAUGCCUACAUCCUAUGAAUGAAUAGGACCAUACAUACACAUCUAACAGAAGCAACAUUUAAGCUCCAUCUCAUGGUCACACCGUCAAUCAUAUGGCUCAUUCCCUUGUCAUAGACACAUGUCCUUAUCAAGUCAUCAUAGUCCCAGAGGGCCAUAGAGCUGCUCUCUUAUCAGCCAGAGGUGGCUGGUAGAGGGUUUAACCUCAGUCACCUCACCUUGGCAAAGGGUGAGGUUGAGAAGGUGAUACCUUCAGUAUAAUCCCUGCCAGUGUGAGAAUUGAACCUAAGGUGAUACCACCGCUGUGCAUCACAAACCAGCCAUUCAACAAGCUUAGCUAACUGAAUCCUUCUUAAACAGUCCUCAAGUGCACAAAUAACACAUUCUACUUGCAGAGAUGGUAAGAGCUGCAGAUGCUGGAGUCAGAGAUAAUACAGUGUAGAGCUGGAGGAGCACAGCAGGUCAGGCAGCAUCAGAGGAGCAGGCAAGUUGACAUUUCGGAUCAGGACUCUUCUUCAGAAAGUUCCUCCCGCGCCAAACUGUUGUUUCUCAAUCUACUUGCAUAAGUGUGCAUGCAGAUUAUGCACCAAAUACAUAACAGAAUUAAUUCCUAAUCACAGCAGUUGCUCCCGAACUGUUACAGACAUGGUAGGAACUACAGAUGCUGGAGAAUCUGAGAUAACACGGUGUGAAGCUGGAUGAACAUGGCAGGCCAUGUAGCAUCAGAGGACCAGGAAAGCUGAGGUUUUGGGUCUAGACCCUUCUUCCUUUUUUUCCUGAAGAAGGGUCCAGACCUAAAACGUCAGCUUUCGUGGUCCUCUGAUGCUGCUUGGCCUGCUGUGUUCAUCCAGUUCUACACCUUGCUUGUGAUGUUUGGUCUGAGUGCCGAGCUAUCUGCCACUUGAAUUCCCCUGUUGUUACUGUAAGGACCAUUCCAUGAGACAGCCAGUUCACCAGCCUGAAUAUUGAAAAAGGCUGAUUGUGCAUCUACAGUUUGAUUUCUAAAAAAGUAGAAAAGGGAAUUUCUUCCAACUAUCAGUUUAGUACAAAGUCGUGAGUUAAUUCAUUGCUGGAACCAUUCUAGGAAAUCAGUAAUUUUUCAAUCAACUUGUAAAAUUUAAACAUGUUUUGCAAAUCACAGAAUAACAAUUAAUUUAUUUGAUUUUUAUGAAAGAAUCUAUAUAUUCUAGUUGAAAUGUUUGAAGGCCUCAUCAUCAGUGACACUAUUUGUUUGAAAGCCUGCAUCACAGCAGCAACCUGUCACUCACUGUAUUUUCAAAGUUACAUAGAUAAUUGAAAUCAAUUAGAGCCAAUUAAAUCAUUCCUGUCUUUUUCAACAUUGAUUCAAUCUGUGGAAACAAUUCCAAAUCUAUCCUGUUGAACGUAAAAGUCAUUGAACCAGACUGACCUUGGGAACCCUGUCUGUGUACCCCGUGUAUUCAUUCAGCAUUAAAACUGUCCAGUUUUAGGGCCAAAUAAAGACAUUUUAAGAUAAAA
Stegostoma tigrinum is the source of this 9289-nucleotide messenger RNA. Its product is annotated as fibroblast growth factor receptor 4-like. Gene Ontology annotation, cellular component: membrane; signaling receptor complex. The coding region runs from base 1129 to 3573 and encodes 814 amino acids. Gene Ontology annotation, molecular function: fibroblast growth factor binding; interleukin-1 receptor activity; fibroblast growth factor receptor activity. Gene Ontology annotation, biological process: protein phosphorylation; regulation of bile acid biosynthetic process; positive regulation of ERK1 and ERK2 cascade. The record is from RefSeq and is a predicted model, not a curated record. Lineage: Eukaryota; Metazoa; Chordata; Chondrichthyes; Orectolobiformes; Stegostomatidae. The transcript has 18 exons.